This is a messenger RNA of Penicillium crustosum, 1893 nucleotides long. Its product is annotated as Zn(II)2Cys6 transcription factor. The record is from RefSeq and is a predicted model, not a curated record. Bases 1 to 1893 code for a protein of 630 amino acids. NCBI's taxonomy places the organism in Eukaryota, Fungi, Ascomycota, Eurotiomycetes, Eurotiales, Aspergillaceae. Gene Ontology annotation, cellular component: nucleus. The transcript has a single exon. Gene Ontology annotation, molecular function: zinc ion binding; DNA-binding transcription factor activity, RNA polymerase II-specific; transcription cis-regulatory region binding. Gene Ontology annotation, biological process: positive regulation of transcription by RNA polymerase II.
AUGAAGAGCUAUAGCGGCUGCUGGACGUGCCGUUUACGGCGCAAGAAGUGCGAUGAGAUGCGGCCGGAGUGCAGAAUCUGCUCAUCAUUGCAAAUAACCUGCUACUAUGGCCAUGAGAAACCAGCAUGGAUGGAUGGGGGCGCUGGGCAAAUGGCAAAGGCCGAGGAAGUCAAGGAAGAGGUCAAGAGAGCUGCCGCGCGCCGCCGCCGCGGGGCCCAGUCGAUGGAUGCCCUGGAAACAAAUGUGGCUCCCGCACAGGCGGAAGGUAAUGCCACCCCAUUCUCUGACACGGAGGUGGACAUGCUGAGACUGCCCAGCCAGCCAAGAGACCCAGCAUCACGUAUGCACGUUGGCGGUGACCCCUCUUCAUGCUCAAGUCCUACUCAUCCUUCGCUUGCAUAUACAUGGUCUGACGGUGGGUCAGCCUCGAUAAGCCAUUUCAAUGCCAGCCAUAACUCUGCUGGGACUACACCUAGCUACAAUGGGCUGGGUACGCUGUUUGCAGAUAGCUCGGGUGGUCAAGCAUCCGCGGACGAAGAGAUUGACCGGCGCUUUAUCGUGUUCUACUUCGACCAUUUCUUCCCCUUCUUGUUCCCCUUUUACAGGCCCCCGCUGCUUGAAGGCGGGCGUUCCUGGGUCAUGGAGCUCGCUGUGCGCAAUAAGGCCAUGUGGCACACGACUCUUUGCCUUAGCUCGUACUUCAUGUCUGUCGCCUUGGACAAUACCGCCUCCGGUCAUGAGUUUUGUAAGACGCUCGCCUGGGAAAGACUUCUGAGACAAACGGAUGUGACUUUCAGGAUGCUUCAGCGAGACCUCGAAGGGGUUACCUCCAGUGCUGCGCAAGAUCUAAUAAUCGAGACUUCCCGAAUUAUGGGUAGCGUUAUCCAGCUACUGAAAUUUGAGGUCAGUGCUGGUAACUUUGAGAACUGCCAGACGCAUCUUGAUGCAGCCAUUGUCCUCUUCACGCAAAUAUUCCGAGCUGCAGGUUAUGAUGCCAAUGAUGGCAAUGAGGACGGAGAAUCACCUACGUUUCAUGAUAUUCUGAGCCAGAUGGGAGAUCCACCUUGGACUAUGGAGCUGCAGCAGAGGAGGGCUUGGAAUUCCGACCAGGCAGCUUUCCGUUUCUUCUCUGUGCUGCUACUCCUGGACGAUAUCGUCACCAGCACGUGCCUUGAGGAGCCGCCGAGGCUACAAAAUUAUCACGCUUUAUUGCUGUCAACCAACGGUUCUGACGGGAAUGCUUCUCUCAGUUUGGAAACAUUCGUCGGCUGCGAGAGCUGGGUGAUACUACAGGUUGGCCAGAUAGCCGCGCUCGACGCAUGGAAGAAGUCACUCAGAAAGACUGGGCAGCUCGACACGAUGGAACUGGUCGCGCGCGCAGUGGAAAUCAAGCAGACCCUGGUCGAAAACCUCGCCUCCCUUGACGUCGCAGCACACGCACCCAGAACUCCCAACCCGGUUGACAUGUUCAUGCUCUACAACAACCACGCGCUAUCCACACUGGGAGACAGUAGCACCGUAGUUACACGGAUCUGGGCACACGCAGCACUGAUCUAUCUUUCCGUCGUAGUGUCUGGGUGGCAGCCUGGCAGCUCCACCAUUAGGGAGAACGUGGCACGGGCAAUAGAGCUCCUUUCCCGGCUACCAGCGCCUGCGCUGCUGCGUACUGUGGUGUGGCCAUUCUGCAUAGUUGGAUGUCUCGCGAAUCCUGAUGAGGAGUGUCUCCUGCGCUCAAUGGUCCAGGCCCUGGCCCCACUGCGGCUGUUUGGUGCGACCCAGAAGGCGCUGGAGAUAAUGGAGAAUGUGUGGAAGCGUAGGGAUGCCAUCGAUGUCAACACUUGGGACUUUGCAGCGUGCGUCCGCACUCUCGGCUAUGUGCCACUGCUGGUAUAA